AAAACCCUAGACCACCUCUCUGGCUCUCUUCGUCUCUCACUCCCCGUCUCCCACUCUCCUCUCCCCUCCCGCCUGCUUCUCUGGUUCCAGCAAUCAAGCCAACUUCGCUAGGCGCUGGUUCUUCACUGUCAGUGCCUCUGUGUCUCACGCCCUCCGUUGCCAGCAGCCAGAGUACCGGAAUUUUGCGGUUUCGGGUAGAAAUGGGUGAAGUGGAAAAUCCACAGAUUACUAGAAGAACCACUAGAUUAUCAUCGUUUUCAUCCUCUGGCAUGCCAAAUCCAAAAAAUGUUGAGCUGGAGUCGAAACCUCUGACGAUAAAUGAUCUUGCCUUCGGUAAUGAAUCAAUUAAUUUUGAUGAGUUGAUGUCCAGUUUACACGGCAGGCGACCUCAAAUUCGCGAAUUAUUACGCUUAUUAGGCCCCUUAAAUUCUCCAAUUUCUCCGAUUUUCAUGUAUGGAGGUGCCUCAGUUGGGAAAACAAGUACAAUUCUUCAAAUAUUUAAGUAUCUAAAGAGGCCAUUUGUGUAUUGUAGCUGCAUCACCUGUUAUAGUCCUAGGAUUUUGUUUGAGUCUGUAUUGAAUCAGUUAUUGCUACAUAGAAGGACUGAAAGCAAUGGUUAUUCUAGUGCAAAACGGUGUGAUAAGCCCUCAGAUUUUGUGAAUCUUUUACGGGAAGCUCUAGUUAAGGUUGUUGAGGAUCUGAAGAUGAAUGCGGAGAAAUCAGGAUCUAAGAAGUCAGCUCAAAGGACUAGUGGGAGGAUGGUUUACUUGAUAUUUGAUAAUUUAGAGCGUAUUCGAGAAUGGAAUAAGUCUGAGAUAUUGCCUUUCCUAUUUAAGCUUUAUGAUGUUCUGAAGAUGCCGGAGGUGGGUUUGAUCUUUGUUAGUGCUACCUCUCCUGAUACAUAUUACUCUGACACGGGCUGUGUAGAGCCUGUCCAUGUUUACUUUCCUGAUUACACAGACGAUGAUCUUCACCAAAUCUUUACGAGGAGGAGCCCAGGAAACUCGAAACUGUAUUCAUCUUUUCUCGAAGCGGUACUGAGACCUUUCUGUCGAGUUACAAGACGAGUUGAUGAGUUGUCAACUGCCUUUUCAUCAUUAUUCCAGAUAUACUGUGAAGGAGUUGAUGAUUUGGGGGCUGUUCCUGAUGAGCAUAUGAAGAAUAGAUUAUAUUGUCAUCUUAAGCCACAUAUUGGACCAGCAAUGAAUGAGGUAUUCAAAGUCUUGUCCAGGCCCUCCCCAGAAGUGGCCACCAACAAGAUCAAGCGCAAAGUUGUUCCAACAAAAGAUGGAUUCGGUGAAUCUUGUAAUGAGGUUGACUUUCACAUGUCCGACUGUGCUAAGUAUCUUCUUAUUUCUGCAUUCAUUGCUUCAAGAAACCCAGCUACUCUUGAUGCCUCACUGUUUGAUUCAACUGGAGGCUGUAGCAGUCGGAAAAGGAAGAGGAAGAGCUCUCAGAAAUCAAUGGAGCAGAAAGAAAUUGCAGAGCAAGAAUCAGUGAUGAAAGGACCAGGAACUUUCCCGUUGGAAAGAUUAUUAGCUAUAUUUCAGUGUAUAACAUCGGUUUCAGAAUAUUCAACUGAUGAAGAAGCAGAAACAGGACGAAAUAAUAAUAAUAAUGGGUUAAUGUGUGAUGUUCUCUUGCAAUUAUCAAGUCUGUGCAAUGCUAAUUUUAUCAGUAAAGGAGGAAGUUGCCCUUUGGAAGGUUCAUUACGGUAUCGAUCCAUGGUUUCUGAAGAUUUGGCUCUCAAGGUUGCCCGGACCCUAAAAUUUCCUCUGUCCAAGUAUUUGUACAGAUAACACCUGCCUCUAUGACUCUGCAAAUCAAACAUUGCACAUUCUGUACAAUGUCACAUAUUCUGUCAAUUGAAGAGGCGGUGACAAAUUAAUAGUUUACGUGAAAUUGGAGAAGCACAGCUGAAGCGACGGAAUUAGGACAGGAACACAAGCGGGAGAAGCACAGCAAAAGCGACGAAAGGAGGGGAUUACCGAAAGGAAAUUGUUCAGUUCCGUCUGCCGCCGCCGGAUCGUCAAUCUGAAAUUCAAAAGAGAGGGAGAGGUCGCCAUCUCCAGAGUCCCGACUCCACACUUAUCAAACUCUCAGGAAGAUCAUUACUGGCUCCAAGUUUCUCAAUAGCCUUGUGAAGAAGCUGGUAAGGUUGUUAGCAUUGAAUGCCUACCUUGGUUGUUUUCUUCUUUAAUCAAUUGGACAAAAGCACAUCAUGUGGUUGAUAUGGGGGACCCGAAUACCAACUUUAAGGAUUGAUUGAUUUGAUUCAAUUGCAAAAAGUUCAAUAUGCAUGCAUAUGUUGUGGUCUUUGUA
Ipomoea nil (Japanese morning glory) is the source of this 2322-nucleotide messenger RNA. Its product is annotated as origin of replication complex subunit 5-like. Gene Ontology annotation, cellular component: nucleus; nuclear origin of replication recognition complex. Gene Ontology annotation, molecular function: DNA replication origin binding. NCBI's taxonomy places the organism in Eukaryota, Viridiplantae, Streptophyta, Magnoliopsida, Solanales, Convolvulaceae. The transcript is spliced from 7 exons. The record is from RefSeq and is a predicted model, not a curated record. Gene Ontology annotation, biological process: DNA replication; DNA replication initiation. Bases 201 to 1799 code for a protein of 532 amino acids.